Molecule: messenger RNA, 2827 nt
Organism: Camellia sinensis
Lineage: Eukaryota; Viridiplantae; Streptophyta; Magnoliopsida; Ericales; Theaceae
Molecular function (GO): microtubule binding
Source: RefSeq, a predicted model, not a curated record
UUUUUUUUUUCCCGUUUGUGCUUCUCUCUCUCUCAUCGCUGCGCAAUUUCUCUAUUUGAUUCGAUUUCCAAUUUCUCUAUUGAAAUCAAUUUGCGAUUUGUUUGGACUUUUGGAUCUUUGAAUUUAACUAGUGCAAUGGAUGAGAGUGGAAGGAUUGAUCUUGGUCCCAGAGGUCUCAAUCUCGUCGAUGUCUCUUCCGAGAACGACACUCUCAUCGAUCUUCAAUCUUCGGAAAAUCAGAAUAACAACGUAAGUCCUGGAUUGCUGGAGGCUGUCAAUGUUGAAAAAACAGUGGAUACAACUGACGUCAGUGGGGAUAUGGAACUGUUGCCUCAAUCUUAUGAGCCAUUGGAACCAGAAAGGAUGGGGAAAAUUGGCAAGUGUAAUCUGCGGAAAAGUUUAGCUUGGGAUACUGCCUUCUUUACAAGUGCAGGUGUUUUAGACCAUGAUGAGUUGUCUAGCAUGAUAAAGGGAGUUGGCAAGGGUGGAAAAUAUUUUUUACCUGGAAUUGAAGAGGAUUUACACAGAUCUACUGAUUCAAUCUCUACAUUAGAAAGUGAGAGUCUGACCCUGGAAAGUCUGGAAGGUGAUUUGUUUGAAGACGUCAGAGCUUCAAUUCAGAAAUCCAGUAAAGCAUCUAAUGCGAGAAGUUCUAGCAAAGUGACAUCGGGAGGGAAAGAAACCAAAGUUUCCUGUUCUUUAAAGGUGGACCUUGCUUCCAAGAAUAUGUUGAAGUCGAAACCUCCUUCCAAGAAACAAACCAUUGGCAUACAUGGACCAGGGAAAUUGAUAAAGCAGAGUUCUGGUAGUUCACAAGGGACACAGCCCAUGACUCGAAAUGGUGGCUUGACUUCAUCCCUUCCAAAGGCACCAAAGGUAAUUGCCAGGCCUAAUACCAUCCCAUCAGUACCACUGAAAAGGGCUUCCUUGGGUGCCAAGCAAGUCGAAAUGGAAAAUGAUAAAGCAAAAAAUGCCUCAGUUCCACGUAAAGCGACUCCAGUGUCAAAGAUACACGGUUUGGGUGGUUCUAGCAGGACUGAGCCUAAGCCUGCACUAUCUUCAAAACCCUCUUCAGCAACCAAGAAGCCACCAAGAUCUGCUUCCUCGUGUGAUAGUUCUCGCAGUGCUUCAUCUUCCAAUGUUGGCAUAUCUCCUGUGAAAUCUAAUAGGAGGACUGCUUCCAGAACUGUUAAUCCAACUUCUUCCAGUUCAAUCCUCAAAGUUCCAUCAAAGGUUGUUUUGAAGAAAAAAGGACAACCUGGUCGCUCGGCUCAUUUAAUGUCGUCCAAGCCCUCUUCUAAUUCAUCCCCUGCUAGUUCUAUUAGCGAAUGGUCCUCAAAAUCAUCUUCAUCAACUUAUACUGUCAAUCAGAGAUCUACUACUUCAAUGGCUAGCAUUGACACUAGCUCUCCACGCAGAUCCGUAGAUAGUGAUAUCCUUCCUGCUUUGGAUCAUCAUAAGCAAUCUAAUGAUCAAAUCUCAGACAUACAUGAAAAUAAGGUAAAGCGACUAGUUAGUGAAAAUCUGCAGAUCAGCACACUUCCUCGACCAGUUAAAGUACUACCCUCAGGUCUGCGAAUGCCAUCACCAAAGAUUGGUUUUUUCGAUGGGGUGAAACCUGUGGUUCGUACCCCUACUGGAAGUAUGCAAUCUUAUUCUGGUGUAUCAGUGGGUCCCAAAAUUGGAGCUGGAAUCAAUAGGCCAAGUGGAGGCUCGAGCAAAACAAAGCUUGCGAAGCUUCAACCUGCAAGAACAGUGUCAACAGCUGCAAACAUGAAACUUGAUGGCCAGAAACCCGUUUCACCCCUUCCAUCUCAAAAACCAUCAAAUGCUUCCACAAAGGUCUCUAGCGUUUCUGGAGGCUUAAAGAAAUGUCUUAGCAUAUCACCUCAAGCCCAUAAUGAGACAGACAAUGUUCCAGAUUCUGGUCUGGAUGCUGAAAAGGCUGGAAGUCUAGGCAUGUUGGAUAGAGAAAUGAACAUAGAAAAACAGGGUAAUUUUAACAAAAAGGAUAUCGAGAUUACUCCUAUUGACAGGGAUACCCACUGUAAUGCUGAAAAUAUAAAGCCAUCUGAAGAACUGGGUGAAGAUGCAAUUUCUAGUCUAAAGCAUCUCAAGACCAAGUUGAGGGUUGUUUGUAAAAGCAAUGAAAAGGAGAAUGCCCAUUUUGAAGACCAAGUUGAUGGUUUGACCAAGAACGAGGUCAUUGGCAAUUCUAUUACUCAAAUUGAUUUUAGUCACUCAGAUUUUCAUGCUCCAGAGUUGUCAUGCUCCAAAGAGUUCUUUGUUCUCAGUCAAAAGGAAGGAUCACCAAGUGAUAUGUCGAGGCCCACUUCAAUCUCUCCUUGUCUGGUGACAUCUGAAAUUACAGCUAGCACAAGGACUCCUUUCGCUGUUAAGAAUUCUCUCUGUAAUAGUGAGGGGGAUUUUUCAACUGGAUUGAGCAUUGGAGCGGUGGAGAAGAUAUCAUCACUUUCUUCUUUAAAGAGUGCUCAGACAGAGAAUAGUUAAAACAGUUAUCAUGCUGCACAUUUACUUGAAGGAAAUUUCUGCCUAAGAUGGAACUGUCUGGAGAAAAGAUUCCUUGAUCGAUAAAAAUGAAAUUUGCCUGUGUUUAAUUCUAGUAACUUGAAGAACCAAUUUACGCUGUGAAUGCACUACUGUCCAAAGAAAAAGAGAGAUUUGUGCUGGGAAUACAAGUCAUGACCAUGAGUUUGUAAUAAAUAUCCAUCUUAAUGGUAUUUUAUGUGAUUUUCCUAUACUUUUUUGCGACAAGGCACACGUUGAAAAUCAGUGUAGAAAGAUUUUGCUGCUGCAUUUUUUGCUA